Messenger RNA from Cetraspora pellucida, 902 nucleotides. The record is from the annotation of a GenBank genome assembly. Lineage: Eukaryota; Fungi; Glomeromycota; Glomeromycetes; Diversisporales; Gigasporaceae.
UAAAAGUUUCAAAAAAAAACCCUUCAAAAAAGAAAAUAUCACCAAACAAUGCUUGCAGAAUUGGAUGGUGUAAUGAUGAAGAGAAAUUGAAUAUAUGUCAAGCAAAAAGACCUAUAGGAACACAAAUUACAAGAAUUGAAUUCGGUUCUAAAAAAGAAAACAACCACACAUUUUACUUUGAUACAUUAUAUCAAAGAAUAUUACCUUUUAGACUUUUUCAAACUAAAAAAUUUGAACCUUUUACAAGAUUUACUUUACAUGAUAUUUUGAUACAUUUACAAAUUAUAACAUAUCAUAAUAGAGAUAAAACAAGAACUAUUAGGAUUCCUACUCCAGCAGGAACCACUAUAAUUACUCCUUUAAUCUCACAAAUGAUAAUCAGAAGUUAUAUUUUAGAAAUCUGUGAUCGAGAACUGCUUAAGAAAAAAAAUAUUAAUUUCUUUCUUGAUGAUCUAUUAAUGGAUAAAGACUUUCAAAACAUAGAAUUUAAUACUAAAAAAGUUAAACCAUUGCUUGAAGACAUUCAAGAAAUUGAUUGUAGUCUAUGUAAUUUCUCUGAGAAUGAAAUAAUCAUGUGUUUAGAUCUUAGCAAAAUGCAAGUCUGUCUUUCAACUGGUAAAACUGAUACAGAAUCAGCUGUUUUUGAUAAAGGAAAUUACUUAUUUGUGAUGUUUUUAGAUUACUGUAAUUUUAUGUAUAAUUUCAAAAAAAAUACACUUAAUGUUGAGUCAAAUACAUAUUUUCUAGGAAAAAACUAUGAUUUUAAUAAUGGCAACUCAGGUAUUCCUUCAUUCACAGGAAAAGGCUAUAUUGAAUCAGCAUGGACUCCUCGCUUACAAGGUCAAGAUUAUCAAAGAAUAAUGGCAAAAAUGGCAAAUUGUUGUGAUGAAAAAGAAGCAUAG